Camelus dromedarius (Arabian camel) is the source of this 1696-nucleotide messenger RNA. It is a transcript of the gene RHEX, whose product is annotated as regulator of hemoglobinization and erythroid cell expansion. NCBI's taxonomy places the organism in Eukaryota, Metazoa, Chordata, Mammalia, Artiodactyla, Camelidae. The record is from RefSeq and is a predicted model, not a curated record. The coding region runs from base 540 to 1064 and encodes 174 amino acids. Gene Ontology annotation, cellular component: plasma membrane. The transcript is spliced from 7 exons.
CAUAGCGCAGUAGGGUAAAGCCUUUCCGAAAGAGAUAGGUGUUAUCUGUCGCUUCCCCCCACCUCUCCUCAACUGAGCUAGAUUAUUAUCUUCUGAGCAGCAAGCCCUCGCCCUGUUGGAAAUGAUGAAACAUUUGUGAUUGACCUCCAAUGACAGAGAAGCUUCCGAGGGGGGCCUGGGGAGUGGUGAGGGAGAUGUUUCCAUCAGGACAUCACUGAAACACAGGCUGGGAUCAGACCUUUCUCAUGGUUCUGGGGAUGUGUCCCGAUCGCCUCGGGAGAGGCCCCUGCCAUGCUGACCAGAGCUGACGGAAAUCCAGAGACAAUUUCCCUGACACUCGGGACAAAGGUUCAGAAACUGAAAUCUGGAGAGAGGAAAGCAAACGACCCCUCAGCAGCCUCCUGCAGGUCUCCCGGACAGCCCACUGGGAGCACGACGUGAAGACGAGGUACCCAGGUGGUUCCACCCAUAUCCCUUCCGGCUGCCUCCGAGAGAGACUGAGCCGCACUCACAACCCACAGCUGCCCUGUGAGGAGCUCAUGAUGCUGACGGAAGAAAUGAAGCUCUGGCACGGCGUGGUGAUGGCAGCGGUGUCGCUCAUCCUGCAGGCCUGCCUCCUCGCAGCCAUCAACUACCUGCUCAGCAGGCACAUAGUCAAGGAGAAUGAACGGAUAUUGAAAAGGGCCAGGCUCCAGAUCUCCAGCUCUGCCCACCACCACCCACCUGCUGCCAAGGAGGUAAAGGAGACUGGGGCAAAGAUAAGCACCCCUGUGUCUGAGCCCUGUUACCAGGAUGACAGCGACACAUCCUCCAAUAGCUCGGACAGCUCAGACAGCUCAGACAGCUCGCCUCCCACCCACCAGGCCACCAAGGAUGUGAACUACACACAAGUGGUCUUUUCAGCCCCUGGAGGACGAAGAAAUGACUCUGCCCUGGACUAUGAGAACAUAAAGGAAACCACAGAUUAUGUUAAUGUCAACCCAAAAAGCCACAAGCCCAAUUUCUGGACUUUUGUGAACCCUGCUGUCUCUGAACCAGUGGAGUACACUCAAGUGGCAGUGUGAAUUCUCGGCUUUUUAAUGGAGUGACAGUUCCCGAUGAGUUCUUGCACUUAUCUUGUGGGGGAAUUACAGUCUGUCUGUCUGUCUGUCUGUCUCUCUGUUUGUUUAAGCAAGGCAUAGGAAAAAAAAAUAAUAAACCUGUAUCUCAGCAAGAAAGAUUCAGAUCAGACGUUAGGGAGAACUUCCCGUUAAGUAUGAAAACACUGGGCAAAUCAGUAGAGAAAGUGAUGAAGUCUCCCUCCGUAGAAAAAUUUUUAAAGAUUUUCAUCAGCUAUACCAGAGUUCUGUUUGGAUCAAUGCCUUAGGAUUAAAUGUCUCUCUGAGCUCUUUAAUUAUUGGCAAUAAACAACUUCCUUAAACGUUUUAAGUAAAACGGCAACCACCAAUUCCCCUUUCCCUCCGGCCUCACCUUGCAUACGCUUCCUUUUUCUGGGUUGUAUCCUGCUGAGUAAUCCUGCUCUGCUCUCAGAACUUUAAAUAGUGCACUUGGAAAGCCCACCGUCAUUCAACCCUUGAGUCUGCUGUUUCCUAGGAAUGAAAGGUAACGGAGUUCUAGUAAACGCUAACCAGCAUCACAACCUGUUAUUCCAGGGAAAAUCUCUUCCAAUUCAAUCCAAUAAACUUCCGUAUCCAUU